Entrophospora sp. SA101 is the source of this 372-nucleotide messenger RNA. Lineage: Eukaryota; Fungi; Glomeromycota; Glomeromycetes; Entrophosporales; Entrophosporaceae. The record is from the annotation of a GenBank genome assembly.
AUGGGUGUUUGUUUCAUUGGUGAAAAAAAGAAAUUUUCAGAUUUCUUGGAACAAUUCAUUCACAGAAAAAAUGGUGAACAUAAAGGAUUAUUUGCAUAUACAAUUGGGCAAUGUGUAAAAAUCAAUUAUUUACAAGAAAGAUGGUUUGUAUUAAAAAUAAAUGUUGAAGAUAAUACUUUAAUUGUGGUACCUGGAUCAACAAAUUCAUUAUUAUAUUCCAAAAAACUUGUUGCAAAAGAUUGGAUCUGGAUUUGGAAUGACUUACCAAAAGAAAUUUUGCAAAUAAAAUGUAAAAUUAUUGAAUUUGAUCAUAAUAACAACAAACAUAUUAUUGAAUUCAAAGAAUCAGUAAGAGCAAUUGCUCCUGGUCAA